Messenger RNA from Cebus imitator (Panamanian white-faced capuchin), 1722 nucleotides. RefSeq names its product tripartite motif containing 6 (gene TRIM6). The record is from RefSeq and is a predicted model, not a curated record. The transcript is spliced from 8 exons. Gene Ontology annotation, molecular function: protein binding; zinc ion binding. NCBI's taxonomy places the organism in Eukaryota, Metazoa, Chordata, Mammalia, Primates, Cebidae. The coding region runs from base 140 to 1606 and encodes 488 amino acids.
CCCUGAGUCUUUCGGGUUGGGUGGAGGACGUGGCUGCUGCCUCUCGGCUCUGAUCCACACCGCAGAUUCCAGGAUUCUACAAGCAGGAGAUAUCUUAGAAAUCAGGGCUGGGCAGGCAGGAGCCAGGAAAGUAGCCACAAUGACUUCAACAGUACUGGUGGACAUACAAGAAGAGGUGACCUGCCCCAUCUGCCUGGAGCUCCUGACAGAACCCCUGAGCUUAGACUGUGGCCACAGCUUCUGCCAAGCCUGCAUCACAACAAAUAGCAGGGAAUCAGUGAUUGGUCAAGAAGGGGAAAGAAGCUGCCCUGUGUGCCAGACCAGCUACCAGCUUGGGAGCCUGCGGCCUAACCGACAUCUGGCCAACAUAGCGGGGAGGCUCAGAGAGGUGGUGCUGGGCGCUGGGAAGCAGCUGAAAGCAGUUCUUUGUGCAGACCAUGGAGAAAAGCUGCAGCUCUUCUGUAAGGAUGAUGGGAAGGUCAUUUGCUGGCUUUGUGAACGGUCUGAGGAGCACCGUGGUCACCACACGUUCCUCAUGGAGGAGGUUGCCCAGGAAUACCAGGAGAAGUUUCAGGAGUCUCUAAAGAAGCUGAAGAAAGAGCAGCAAGAAGCUGAGAAGCUAACAGCUUUUAUCAGAGAGAAGAGGACAACCUGGAAGAAUCAGAUGGAGCCUGAGAGAUACCGGAUCCAGACAGAGUUUAAUCAGCUGCGGAACAUCCUAGACAGAGCGGAGCAGCGGGAGCUGAAAAAGCUGGAGGAGGAAGAGAAGAAGGGGCUGCGUAUUAUAGAAGAGGCUGAGAAUGACCUGGUCCACCAGAGCCAGUCACUGAGAGAGCUCAUCUCGGAUCUGGAGCGUCGAUGUCAGGGGUCAACAAUGGAGCUGCUGCAGGAUGCGAGAGAUGUCACAGAAAGGAGUGAGUUCUGGACCCUGAGGAAGCCAGAAGCUCUCCCUACAAGGCUGAGAAGUAUGUUUCGAGCCCCAGAUCUGAAAAAGAUGCUGCGAGUGUUUAGAGAGCUGACAGAUGUCCAAAACUACUGGGUGGACGUGACUCUGAAUCCGCACACAGCAAAUUUAAAUCUUGUCCUGGCUAAAAACCUUAGACAGGUGAGGUUUGUGGGAGCUAAAGUAUCUGGACCUUCCUGUCUGGAAAAGCAUCAUGACUGUAGUGUCCUGGGCUCCCAGCACUUCUCCUCUGGGAAGCAUUACUGGGAGGUAGAUGUGGCCAAGAAGACUGCCUGGAUCCUGGGGGUAUGCAGCAAUUCAGUGACACCUGCAUUCUCUUUCGUCCAGUAUGCUAAAAAUCACACUGCUUACUCCAGAUACCAGCCUCAGAGUGGAUACUGGGUGAUUGGGUUACAGCAUAAACAUGAAUAUAGGGCCUAUGAGGAUUCUUCCCCUUCCCUGCUCCUCUCCAUGACAGUGCCCCCUCGCCGUGUUGGGGUUUUCUUAGAUUAUGAGGCUGGCACUGUCUCCUUUUAUAAUGUCACAAACAAUGGCUUCCCCAUCUACACUUUCUCUAAAUAUUACUUUCCCACCACUCUUUGUCCAUAUUUUAAUCCUUGCAACUGUGUGAUUCCUAUGACCCUGCGUCAUCCAAACUCUUGAAUAUUCUUCUGUUCUCACCCACUUCUGAUAAGUGCCCUGAGGCUAAUCAGCAUGUGGUUCUCUCUUCUGAUCUUCUGAUUUUCUGUGUUCUCAAUUCUUUUGUUGUUUUUUUUUUG